Molecule: messenger RNA, 651 nt
Organism: Coniophora puteana RWD-64-598 SS2
Lineage: Eukaryota; Fungi; Basidiomycota; Agaricomycetes; Boletales; Coniophoraceae
Exons: 1
Coding region: 1-651 (216 amino acids)
Source: RefSeq, a predicted model, not a curated record
AUGCAAACCUCACACGCUCACGAGAGGCAAACACGGGCUGGUAGUGAGCGAGACCCAGCGCUUCGCCCCGAUUCCUACGCCAAGCCCACCGAAGGCACAAUGAGCUCAAUAGCUCUUAUGAAUUUACUCGCUGUCUUAGCGAGAAGGAAAGCGCUCGCCGCAAUACAGUUCCUUCGAAAACCUCCCACAGGCCUUUCAACAACAACGUCCCUGCAACAGAUCCAACACAUCACGCACCCAGACAUCGUCAGACGCGCCAUCAAGAUCUGCUCCCUAAAAGCAGAGAGCAUCUGCGCAGACGGCGACAGAAAGCUCAAGGAUACCGAUACGAUGAUAAUGAUGUCGGCAUCCAGCUCGUAUAGCACGGGAUCCGAGCUCGCUGCGGCGAUAUCUACCCUUAGUUACAGCAUCAAAGACACAUAUACACAAGAGACAAUCGCCACGCGGAUGCUGGUUGCGUCUGUGCUUGGGAGCGAGGCGGGUAUCUGGUCACGUCUCAAGUCAUGGAAAGAAGCCUACUUUCGCGCGCUAGGAUCCAUCACUGCAGCAGAGGGAAUCUCGAGUUUUAAGGUCUUGGACUCAGAAACCAUGGCCAAGCUAAGAGAAAUAUAUGAUGGGGCAAAAGCUGGUUUGGAUGGGGAUGUGCACUGA